AUGAAUAAAGAUCAAGUGGCCCUGAUUGGUCAGGUGUUUGAAUCCUAUGUUUCAGAAUACCACAAGAAUGAAGUCUUACAGAUCUUGAAAGAAAGAGAUGAAGAUAAUCACUAUCCUGUAGUGGUUGAUGCCAUGACUCUUUUUGAGACGAACAUGGAAAUUGGGGAAUAUUUCAAUGCAUUCCCCAAUGAAGUACUCCCUAUUUUUGACAGUGCCCUAAGAAGGGCAGCCCUGACAAUUCUACAGUCUCUUUCACCACCUGGGGAAUUUUGUAUGAAGCAGAAUCUUCAUGCUAGGAUAUCAGGUCUACCAGUCUGUCCUGAGCUGAUGAGAGAGCGUAUUCCUAAAACCAAAGAUGUGGGACACUUUUUAUCUGUCACUGGAACGGUCAUUCGUACCAGUAUGGUGAAGGUCCUGGAGUAUGAACGGGAUUACAUGUGUAACAAAUGCAAACAUGUUUUUGUUGUCAAGGCUGACUUUGAGCAGUAUUAUACAUUCUGCCGUCCAUCAUCAUGCCCCAACAAAGAAGGCUGCAGUUCUUCUAAAUUCACCUGUCUCUCAGGCUCAGCAUCUUCUACACGCUGUAGAGAUUAUCAAGAAAUAAAAAUUCAGGAACAGGUCCAAAGGCUAUCUGUAGGAAGUAUUCCACGAUCUAUGAAAGUCGUCCUAGAAGAUGACUUGGUAGACAGUUGUAAAUCUGGUGAUGACCUCACCAUUUAUGGGGUAGUGAUGCAGCGGUGGAACCCCUUCCAUCAAGAUGUUCGAUGUGAUGUGGAGAUAGUCUUGAAAGCCAAUUAUGUCCAAGUGAACAAUGAACAGUCCAUAAGCAACAUCAUUGAUGAGGAAGUUCGCAAGGAAUUUGAGAAUUUUUGGAAACAUUAUAAGAAUGAUCCCUUGGCAGGAAGGAAUGAAAUCCUGGCUAGCUUGUGUCCUCAAGUUUUUGGGAUGUAUCUGGUAAAGCUUGCUGUAGCCAUGGUGCUUGCCGGUGGCGUCCAAAGGACUGAUGCUACUGGAACAAGGAUCCGAGGUGAAUCCCAUCUUUUACUGGUUGGAGACCCUGGUACGGGGAAAUCUCAGUUUCUCAAAUAUGCAGCAAAGAUUACUCCGAGAUCUGUGCUUACCACGGGAAUUGGAUCUACCAGUGCAGGCUUGACAGUGACUGCUGUGAAGGAUUCUGGGGAAUGGAAUUUGGAGGCUGGAGCAUUGGUCCUUGCAGAUGGAGGUCUUUGCUGUAUUGAUGAGUUUAACAGCCUCAGGGAGCAUGAUAGAACCAGUAUCCAUGAAGCAAUGGAACAACAGACUAUCAGUGUUGCCAAGGCUGGCCUUGUAUGCAAAUUGAACACAAGAACCACCAUCCUGGCAGCCACCAACCCCAAAGGCCAGUAUGACCCCUAUGAGUCGGUCUCAGUGAAUGUGGCCCUAGGAAGCCCGCUCUUAAGUAGAUUUGACUUGGUCUUGGUUUUACUUGACACCAAAAAUGAAGACUGGGAUCGUAUAAUUUCUUCUUUUAUUUUAGAAAAUAAAGGUUGCCCAAGCAAAUCCAAAAAGCUCUGGAGCAUGGAAAAGAUGAAAACCUACUUCUGCCUCAUUAGGAACCUACAACCCAAACUGUCUGAUGUGAGCAACCAGGUUCUUCUCCGUUACUAUCAAAUGCAGCGCCAGAGCGACUGUAGAAACGCAGCCCGGACAACUAUCCGCUUACUGGAAAGCUUGAUCCGCUUAGCAGAAGCUCAUGCCCGGCUGAUGUUUAGAGAUACGGUGACGCUGGUAGAUGCUAUUACAGUGGUGUCCGUGAUGGAAUCCUCAAUGCAGGGAGGUGCUCUUCUGGGAGGUGUGAAUGCACUCCAUACAUCCUUUCCUGAAAAUCCCCUGGAGCAGUACCAAAUGCAGUGUGAAAUGAUUCUGGAGAAGCUGGAGCUUCAGAGUCUUCUGAGUGAGGAACUAAGAAGACUUGAUAGGCUAAAGGACCAAAAUUCACUCAUGUCACAGCCUGGAGAGAAGGGAGUAGAAACUACUUGCAGGUCUUUGGGAAAUGAUCAGAUGGAAAAACCAGAGUACGUAUUGCAGCCCAACCCUUCCAAACAACAAGAAGCCAACUGUAAUGGACAGACCUCUUCUGUUAGAGAAAAGGCCAAGAGCAGUACACACUUCAGGUCCCCAUCACACCAAGGGAUAAGUGAAAAGAGAAGGACAGAAACCCGCGGAAAGCCUAACCAGAAAGACAGAGACACCGGUUUGAACUGGUUUGACUCCAUGGCAAGUGAGCUCGUAGAAUCUGAAAACAACUUGGCUCUGUCUCCUAUUUCCAAGAUGACCAAGGACAGUGUGGCUUCAUUGGCACCCAAUGACAAAUCCCAUGGCAAGGGAGAAAGAGCAAGGAGCAAAGCGGAAACUGACCAGCUUCCAGCAGCAGCCGAUACAGAUGCUCCAUUGGUACUUAAGAGGCCUUUUCGUUUUGCUAAAAAAAAACCCAACCAGUCAGAAACAGUUACUGAAGAAGCAGUGUCUCCAGAAGAGCCUGACUCAGUGAUUACUCAGCAUGUCCCUAAGAGACAGCAGAAAUCCCAGGAAUUCUCUGAAAAGGCACCAGACUCUCAGAUCAUUUUGCCUCUUCCUCCUGCUGGGAUAACUGGGGAAGUGUUAAAUUCAGAAUCUGGUUUAACUCUCCCUCAUCAUCCUCACCUUACUCCCUCAGAGAGGACUCCUUCAGAGGAAAGUCUGGCAUCGGCCAUGAGAAAAAGACACAAAACUGAGGAUGAGGUAGAAAGGAUAACAAGGAGUUCCUCUGCUCGUGAGAGUGAUGAGGUUCCAGGUCCCCCAUUGGCAAAGCUGGCCAAGUUUACAUUCAAACAUAAGUCAAAGUUGACCCACUCUUCUGGAAACAACAACCACGCUCCUCUUCCUGCCGCAUGUAAAACUUCAGUGACACUUCCUGGGAUUUCUAGCCAUAGAACAAAUGAAGGACAGCCGAAGGAAGAAGAAACCUGCCUCAGGAAGGGUCCAGAAAAGCCAGUGUCUGUUUCUGGGAAGAGAAGAUUGAUGGAGCUAAUGCACAGUGAGACUAGGGAGGUGGCACAGCAGCCACAAAAAAAAGAUGAGGCAAGAGAAUCUGGCCUGGUCACUCACACUAAAUCUGGGAUUGAAAGCCAGGCCAACCAUUGCCUCUUGGCUGGUGAGAGAGAGAAAAAGGAGGAUCCAUCCAAUCCUAAAAGCAAGGUUCGAGCUUGCACAUUAGCUAAAUUAGCAAGCUUCUCCUUUACUGGCCCUUCUGAAUCCAAACCAGGGACCCCACCCACUCCUGGCAACACAAACUCUAGCGAGGGCGGCCUGAGGCACCCUCCUACAAGCCCAGCUGCAGCCCUUGGCAGAAGGAAAACUUUUCAGUUGGAGGGGGCUGGAGAGAAAGCUGUCAUUUCAGGAAAAUCUCUCUUUACCUUAACAGACCUAGAUGAUGAUGAUGAUGAUGCAUUAGAUUUUGAUUGGGAGGAAGAAAUGAGGAAGAACCCCAAAUUGUAGGGUUACACCAUUCUUCCUUCAGUAGAGCAGCUGCAGAGUGUCAGUGAUAUGCUCUCCUGUGACUAGCAGCAGAGUCUCCAAUGAAGGAGAGACAGGACCCUCAUCCCUGACACUCCAUCAGGCUUUUGUGAUUUUCACUUUGAACUCCUGUGUGCUUCUACACAAUUUGAAAAAGUGACGUGGUCAUUUUAAGUCAGUCUAGUGGCUUCUGCUCAUAAGAAAUAACUCAGUGACCUUGUUCUUAAUUCUGUUAACAAACCACUUGUGUUCCAGCAGAUGCUUUCUGCUGAGUUAGCCUCUCCUGGAUCGUUUAUUUCAGUCACUUGUUAACAAGAGCUGAGGACAGGAAAAUAGCAAACGAACCUUAAUUUUUAUCUUUCUACAUCUUGAUUCUUUGGGUUAUAU
Molecule: messenger RNA, 3921 nt
Organism: Trichosurus vulpecula (common brushtail)
Lineage: Eukaryota; Metazoa; Chordata; Mammalia; Diprotodontia; Phalangeridae
Gene: MCM9
Product: minichromosome maintenance 9 homologous recombination repair factor
Exons: 12
Coding region: 1-3516 (1171 amino acids)
Biological process (GO): double-strand break repair via homologous recombination
Cellular component (GO): nucleus; MCM complex
Molecular function (GO): single-stranded DNA helicase activity; single-stranded DNA binding; ATP binding
Source: RefSeq, a predicted model, not a curated record